This is a messenger RNA of Aedes albopictus (Asian tiger mosquito), 2363 nucleotides long. RefSeq names its product myosin-11 (gene Cnb). NCBI's taxonomy places the organism in Eukaryota, Metazoa, Arthropoda, Insecta, Diptera, Culicidae. Bases 142 to 2307 code for a protein of 721 amino acids. The transcript is spliced from 2 exons. Gene Ontology annotation, cellular component: centrosome; centriole. The record is from RefSeq and is a predicted model, not a curated record. Gene Ontology annotation, biological process: centrosome separation; regulation of cilium assembly; centriole replication.
CGCUGCUUAUUUUGGUUGUGCUGUUCGAUACAAUUUCGCUUAAAAUUUCAGUUUAUUCUUUGAUUUUGCAAUAGUUUAGUUAUUUUAUUGCUAAAAAUAGUUCUUCUCAACACCAAUGAAUUGCCAAAAUAAUAAAAUGUGAUGAGUGAUUCGGAUGAUACGGAUGUUUUGCUGCUUAUUCCGCCGGAUUUUUUCAACAUCGGUACGGCUUCCGUUACUCCGGUUUCGCUCCCAGCCGAAUGUGGCUUCCGUUUCCAACGUGGUGACUAUCCGUACGCCUCGGAGCUCCCAAGUGCCUUCAACGAAUCUCUGGGAUUGAAUUCCUACAAAAGUUCCAUCGCAACAAUGAGUGGCCACAGAAGUGCUUUCGGCCCGUCCGGUAAUUACGCUUUCCAAACUGAGGGCGGAGGAUAUCUGUAUUACUCGACGCCCAUCAAGGGUCAUCUGGGAGGCACUGACCAACAACCACAACCAAACAGUCAAUUCGUGCUGAACGAGAUCGAUCAAUUCCUGCAAGUGGAAAACAAACCGAGCAAUCAACUGCUUCUGCCGCAAAAUGAACCCCCCAAGAGUCCAGAACAAUCCCUCAUCGACCUGAACAGCGUGUCGGUCAACGAUUAUCCCUCGCUCACUGCCAGCGAUUUCAACAACUUCACCACUAAAGCAUCAGUUCCGCAGAAACCUCCCCGUAAGGAGACGAUUCAGCAAUCUUCGAGUCGAUCUUCCCUCAGCCAAGCAAGGCCACCGUUGCUCAGUUUGAAUGAAAUCUGGAACAGCAAUGCAGUCAACCAGGAGAGUUCCAAAGUGCAGGAGGAGCGUCUCAGGAGGCAACACUGUGAACGGAAUAUUCAAGCUUUGCAGGUCAAGCUGCUUGAGUACGAGCAGAAGAUUGCCGUUGCCGUGGACGUGGACAAGGAAAAAGAGACGAUCAUUUUGCGACUGGAGGAGGAUGUGCUGCGACUAAAUCGUCAAAUUCACGACACAGAGUCGAAGCACACCGAAAGCCAAGAGAAACUUCUCCAAGAAAACAUGGAAAUCAAAAACAAAAACCUCUUCCUGGAGAAAGAACUCUCCGAGACCAUCGCCGUUGUCCGUAAACUGCAGGACAAAAAUGAAUCGCUCGAAUCCAAAGUGGAAAGCCUCACCUCUUCCAACCGAGAUGUGACCGAUGUUCACAAAAACCAACUUCGUGAUUUGGAAAUCCGACUAGCCAACAGUAAAGACGCCGAACGCAGCUUGAAGGAACAAGUGGCAAAGUUUAGGAAGUCGAGCGAUCAGCUCAGAGACGAGCUGGAAGCCGAACGGAAGAAAUCCGAAGAAACCAAUAAGCUGCGAGGGGACUACGCAUCGCUCAAGGUUAAGACUGAUAAUUUAAGCAAAAAGUUUGGCGAAAUGAACGGUCAAAAUGAAACACUCAAAGAGCAAAUCAAGGACCUGAAAGGGCAGGUUGAUUCGCAUAUGGAGGAAAAGAAAAAGCUCAUAAAAGAACUGGAUAUCCAGCGACUUUCGCUCAAAAAGUACUACCAAGCCCAGCUGGAAGAUGUUGUAGCCGAUAAGCUAAAAGAAUUCCAAAAACAGCUGGCUUCCGUUGAAGAACAACUAAAAUCCGAAGCGAAGAGAAAAGAGCGACUCAUCGCAGAAAGAGCCAUCAAGCAGAUAGAGCUGAUCAAUCAAACCAAUGAGCAGGAGAUCAAACUACUCAAUGAGAAGUGCAAUGAACAGGAAUCCCUUUACCGUUUGCAAUUGACCAACUCUUCCAAAACCAUACAUGAACUGCAGGAAAAACUGGAAUCCUACCAGAACCGGAGGGCAGACAUUGCCGAACAAUUGCACUCCAUCAUGGAAACACAGUGGCAAAAAGCCUUGGAAGUGCUCACAUCCCCCGCCACGGUCGCAGCAGACGACGAAGAGCCCCAAAUGCUCAACCGUUUCAAAAGGCUUUCCGUCGAUCAUCUCGACAAGGACCAACUGGAUGGCGUCAGGGUGCUGAAAGGGAUGGCCGAUAAGGAGUCCUGCUACCAGAGCACGCCGGUCAGCAGUAAGCCGGCUGGAAUGCGCAAUUCUGGCGAUCGAAGUACGCUGCCACGUGAUUUACUGCACAACUAUAUAGAGCUAUUGUUGGAGAAAUCUCCAAGCGAUUUGAAGGGUUUGGAGGGAGUGCUGCUGGCAAGUGGGAAAAAGGAGCAGAGGGAAAAGCCCGCUGCACAGCAGAAUCUAGCAAAGAUUCAGAAUGCUAUGUCCUCUUCGGUGUCCAGUUUGAAUCAUCUCAGUCGAACACUGGGGAAAAGUCCACGACCCUGGAAGUGAUGUUUGUAGGUAUGUAUGUACAUGUAUGUUACAUUUUUAGUUUUUCAAUCGUACUU